Molecule: messenger RNA, 2448 nt
Organism: Rubroshorea leprosula
Lineage: Eukaryota; Viridiplantae; Streptophyta; Magnoliopsida; Malvales; Dipterocarpaceae
Source: the annotation of a GenBank genome assembly
AUGAGCGGAGAAAUGACGGCUCUGAGAUCUCACGAAGAUACCUGUAACCAUUAGCCACUCAAAUUAAGAGGCGGCGAAAACUGAGAUUGCGCCGGCCAAUUUCGUCUGCUGUCUCUCCAGCCCUGGUGAAUUCUCCGGUAGAUUCUCCAUUACUUUUAACAUUUUAGGCAAUUAGAUUUUUCAGAAGUUCCGUACCAGAACGAAGUUGGGUAGAACUCCGGUUACUCCACCAAAGCAGCAAACCCAGAUUUUCGAAAUCAUGAAGUAAUUAAUUGUUGGGGCAUUCCAUAUAUAUGUGGUAGUUGGUAAAAUUCUCAUUGUGUGUGAGCACUGUUUGCUUGGUACUGUUAAUUGUAGGGUUAAUGAGAGUGCUGGACGUUGUUAUUUUUUUAUUGUGCUUGCAACUUUUGGACGAGGGGAAAAAAUUCAGACUUUAAGAAUAUGGAGUUUAUUGAGGACAAAGUGGUGGAGCAUGUUUAAAACUUCCUCUUUUUUUUUAAGAUAUCAAGACGAUUAUUUGAGUACACUCAAAGUUGGAUAAUUUACGGCUAUGGCUUUCAUUUACUAGUUGUUUGAAAGGUUCAACUUUCUCAGUUUCCUGUGAUUGAACAUGUUAGGUAUUACUAUUGGCAUAUGGCAACUAUUUCUAGCUGCAUUGAAUUUUUGAGAUCCAUCAUGAUCAAUACUUCUCUGUUGUGUAUAUUCAGGUUGGGGCUGUUGUUGGAUCAAUCAAUCUUUCAACAUCUAUAAAUGUCCAGAUCAGGAACAAAGCUAUGCAACCGUCCAUAAACUAAUAACUGUGCUGGUGUGCCCCCUAACACAUGAUACUUGGCACCUCAACUCUUAUUCUGCUUACUUCCACUAUUGUGGUAAAGAAGUGAAGGAAAAAACUUUCAUUUCGCUAAAACAAGUAUCUCCAUGUUUAGACUACUCAAACUUCCACCUUCUCUUUCAACUCAUUCUUCAUUUCUUCUGACUAGGCUCUAUUGCUCUUGCUGAAGAGAGAAAGAAGCCUUCUUUAUUAUUAUUAUUAUUAUUAUUUUUAAAUAACUGCCCAUUUAGACAAAGAUUAAUUACAGGGGAGCACUAUGGGGAGAUGUGUUUGAUUUGGUCUCUGUUUUAGAUGAAGCUAUAAUUGUAUGAGAAUUCCGAAGGGAGUAAAUAUUCUUGUGUUACAUGAUUAGAUGUUUCACACCUGAUGAGUCUCUGGACAAGGAAGCUUGUAUUUUCUGCCCUGUAGUAGGAUUGGAACGCUUAAAUGCAAAGGUGAAGUUUAAUACUCCUUUUGACUUCUCAAAAAUUUACCUAAGAAUUAAUUUUACUUGUAUUUCUCCUUCUGCUUUAUAUGGGAAGCAGAAUCAAGCUUUACACAGGCUUUCAGAGGUAUUAUGUAUUGACCAGUGACAAUUGCCUGAUGCUUAAGCUCUCUUAUUUCUCCCACCUUCUACAUACGGUGAAAGAAUUUAGCACAGACUAACACCAAGUAUUUUUUGUUAUUAUUCAUUGGACAUAGUUUCACUUUGGGAAAUAUCUAUUUUCAGUUGAGAUUUAGAGUCUAUUUUAAUUGAUAUGAUUAUGUUUGCAGGCCUAAAGAUGGUUUGAUCUGAGAGCACCUGUUAACAAUGGAGAAGAAUCAUCUCUCAAUGAUUCUGAAAUUCUUUGUCUAUAACUCAAUACACCGGCAGAAAAAUGCAUCACAUUUUUUAACAGGCUCUGUUUGCAAAAACAAUCAAAGGGAGUAUAAUCAGCAUCCAGACUGAGGUUGCUGUGUCCUAAUUGUGCUCACCAAAGAAUGCCAUGGUUUCAUCUAGUUUUUGCCUAUCAAAUUAGUUAAAUAGAAUAGUUUUUCACCCAAUGUAGCAAAAAGAAGGAAUGUUUUGGGAAAGACUCAGAUGGCCCUGACUACUGGGCAUGAGUUUUGUAAAUUGCAGGAAAUAGAGUACAGAAAGCAGAAUCACUGCACAAGAGAACUUGGCUUCAGUGUUUCAUUCAGCUGAAUUUGGAUCCAUGGCUUUCACUUUGAUUGACGUAGAUAAUAGAUUCAAAUGCAAAUACCUCAGUUAUUGAAUUACUGUAAAAAGGUUUUUUCUUAGAUGUAUGACUGGUGAUAGAUCAUAGCAUUAUUUUCUCUAGACGAUGAAGAAUAGCUUCAAUAAAACCCACUAUUACUUUGCUUCACCCCAUCUCUUUUACUUUGUUUCAGAGGAGAAGGUGCACCACUAACUUGGCCAAGAGACCAGGAGCCUGUUUGCACUUCUAAGUUUAAGGCCGAUUACAUAAACUUCUUUCGUGUCAAAGAAGCAGUAAUAGCAGUACAUGGAUAGUUAUAGCAAGUUUCGAUAGCAAUAAAGGGAUAGUUAUAGCACGUUUUGUUAUCUUUACACACUACGAAGCAAUGCUUCUGCUGGCUAAAGCUUACAAAAUCUCCAAGAAAGGAACGUACGAGGA